GCCCUUCCUUCCUCUUUCACUUUCGUUUCCGCCGCCGGAGCGCGGGUUCCCGCUGCCGCCCGAGCAUGGACGACCCGGACUGCGACUCGACCUGGGAGGAGGACGAGGAGGACGACGACGAGGGUCUGAGCGCCGGGGGCGACGAAGAUGGCGAGGCCGGCGCCCCGGGGGACGCGGACGCGGAGGAGGAGGAGGAGGAGGCGGCGCGGCCCAGCGCGCUGCAGUCUAGGAUGAUGGAGUCCCGAAACUGGCGAGCCAUGCGGGACACGCGCAGGUACCGGCACCACUACCCGGAUUUGGUGGAACGAGAGAGCAAUGGUGACAUGCCAAACCUGAGUUUCUACAGAAACGAGAUCCGGUUCCUGCCCAACGGCUGUUUUAUUGAGGACAUUCUUCAGAACUGGAGGGAAGACUACGACCUCCUGGAAGACAACCAUUCCUACAUCCAGUGGCUGUUUCCUCUUCGGGAGCCAGGAGUGAACUGGCAUGCCAAGCCCCUCACCAAGCGUGAGGUCGAGGCUUUUAAAAGCUGCAAGGAGGUUGGGGAGCGGUUUGUCCAGGCCUACGAGCUCAUGCUGGGGUUCUACGGGAUCCGGCUUGAGGACCGAGACACAGGCAAGGUGUGCCGGGCACAGAACUACGAGAAGCGCUUCCAGAACCUCAACUGCCACAGCCACAACAACCUCCGCAUCACGCGCAUCCUGAAGUCGCUGGGCGAGCUGGGCCUGGAGCGCUACCAGGCACCGCUGGUCCGCUUCUUCCUGGAGGAGACGCUGGUGCACCGGCAGCUGCUGGGCGUGCGGCAGAGCGCCCUGGACUACUUCGUGUUCACCGUGCGCUGCCGGCGCCAGCGCCGCGCGCUGCUGCACUACGCCUGGCAGCACUUUCAGCCCCGCCGCAAGUUCGUGUGGGGGCCCCACGACAAGCUGCAGAGGCUCCGGCUGCACUCUCCGCCCCGCCCUCCCCUGCCAGCAGGCCCCAAGCAGGCCGAGGGCGAGGACAGCCCGGGGGACCCCCUCGAGGCCGGCGCCCAGGAGCGGACCUGUGGACUAGAGGGGGAGGGAGGCGGGGACAGCGUGCCCGAGGGGUCCCAGCCGGCUAGCGAGGGGACCCAGGAGGUGGGAGCCCUGGAGAGGGACCAGGGAGAGCAGGCCGCUGAGAGCCAAGGGGAGGGGGGGCCAGAGCCUUCUAGUCCCAAGGAGACCAAGAAGAGGAAGCUGGAGGUGAGCCGGCGGCUAGAGCAGGCCCCGGGGGACCCUGGCACCCAGAGUGCCUCGGAGGUGGAGAAGAUUGCUCUGAACCUGGAGGGCUGCGCGCUCAGCCAGGGCAGCGUCAGUGGGGAGACCCAGGAGAUGGGCAGCCAGGAACAGGAACGGGGGGAACCUGAGCAGCCCGGCCCCGCGGUGCCAGGGGCCAAGGUGGCAGACGAGGUGAGGAAGCGCCGGAAGGUGGACCCGUGUUCAGGGGAGGAGGAGGCGGUGCUGUCAGCCGGUGGUGGUGACCAGACACCGGCCCCCACCUGCCCCCCUGCCCCGUCAGGGAGCCCUGAGGCGACAGCGGGUGGGGAGCAGGACAAGGAGGCAGAAGGCCAAGGGGAGCCGGAGCAGGGGGCCCCCAGGAGCCCGGGCUCUGCUGUGGAGGCGGGGCCACCUGCCAGUCCCCAGACGCCUUAGACAAUGGGGUGCCAGCGGGCUGGGCCCCAGCUGCCCAGCAGUGCUGGCCUCUCCCUGGGGCCACGACAGCUGCCGUAAGCACAGGCCCCACCCUGCGGGAGCCAAGGACUCCAGAUUCUCCCCUGACCGUAUUUUCCGCCGCCGCCUCUGUGCCACUGCCCCAAUCUUUGUAAAUUGGCCCUUAAGGGUCUGGGGGUGGGAGUGGGGGCUCACUUUCUUAGUCUGGUACUGAGGCCUUUUCUGAAUAAACUCGUUUGUCUUUGA
Molecule: messenger RNA, 1937 nt
Organism: Hipposideros armiger (great roundleaf bat)
Lineage: Eukaryota; Metazoa; Chordata; Mammalia; Chiroptera; Hipposideridae
Gene: OGFR
Product: opioid growth factor receptor
Exons: 7
Coding region: 66-1673 (535 amino acids)
Cellular component (GO): membrane
Molecular function (GO): opioid growth factor receptor activity
Source: RefSeq, a predicted model, not a curated record